AUGUCCAUCGAUAACACUAAUUUAGAAGAGAUGGUUGAGAAAACACUAGAAUCCACUGGUGUCUUGUCUAAAAUGAGAGCCGAACUUCGAGCAAAUGUUUUUCACGUUCUUGAAAAAGGUUCAUCAUUUCAGAAUAAAUUGUAUACAGACAAAAUUAAAGACUUUGUUUCUAAUAAUAAUGGAACGUUAUUGUUAUCUUUAGUUAAAGAUUUGUUUGAGUAUUUGGAACUAACGUUUACAACAUCUGUAUUUGAUUCUGAAACUGGCGCUGCACAUCAAUAUCAAUACAAAGAUAAAGAUGAUAUUUUAGAAGAUCUUUCUCUUUCAAAGGAUGAUAAAAGACCUUUAUUGUUACAAAUUCUUGAAACUUACCAGUCACAAUAUAAAUCAACCAAUGAUGCCAUUAAGCAUAAUGCAACACAACAUAAUGGUGAAACACACGAUGGAUCUUCACUAGCUCAAAUAUUAAAAAAUAAUUCAGAAACAAUAAAAUCAACAUUUGAAAAUAAUAAAUCACCAAGCUUAUCACCAGUUAAAACAAAAUUAUUUGAAAAAAAUGCAGAUUAUGAGAUUUAUGAAACUCAUGCACAUUUGGGUUCAUUGUCAUCAUCAAAUCUUAAUUUAUCUGAUAAUAUACAGUUAAAAGAUAUCGAAAGCUCUGAGAGUUUAAAUAGCUUAAGCAUAGAACAGUUAUCACCAAUUAAAAGACCACCUGCUACUGAUAAAAAUGAAAACACAGAUGAAGAUAUUAAUUCUGAUAUAAAAAGUAAUAAAAAUGAAUCUAGUUUGGAGGAUAUUGAAACUGAUGAAAAUCUUUCAUGUGGAAAUGACAGCCUACCAAGCACUGAUUUAUCUACUCAAAAUGGCAGCCCAGAAAAGAUAAGGACUCAUAACAUACAUCUUUGA
This is a messenger RNA of Macrosiphum euphorbiae (potato aphid), 906 nucleotides long. NCBI's taxonomy places the organism in Eukaryota, Metazoa, Arthropoda, Insecta, Hemiptera, Aphididae. The record is from the annotation of a GenBank genome assembly.